AAAGCUAGUAAUAUGAAAAUGUAAAAAUUGUACUAGGAUUUUCUUAUACCCAGUUUAUUCCUAAGGCUUACUAUAUUUGUAAGACUGUUAGUUUACAAAUUUAAAGAUAAAACACGUUCCAAACUUUAACGCAACAAAACUCGGUUACGUAGUUAAUAAUACGGAGGAAAUAUGGAAAACUGAAACACUUUUCGACCUUAUAACAGUUAAACGAAUGCGGGAUAAAAUUAACUUGUGAAAAGCGCGCAAAAUAUUCGAGCAAAAAUUACGCGAAUAUUUUGUGCAGAGACUAAUUUACUCAUCAUUCGAUACAGAUAAGAAAGAGAGCGGAAGAUAUCGCUUGUAGAGUGGCCAGGACUCGUUUAGCCGUUAACUUUUUGAUUUCUAGCCAGAUAUUUAAAUUUUACACCAUCCUGCAGAUUUAAAAUGUCUGCCCACAUUUGAGUAGACUAGCAUUAACUGCAUAAUCGUAACUCGUACAGAAUAGGUAUAGAUUAAUCAAUAUUCAGUUUAAAAUUGUUUUAAUGCGUAUGCAUUUCUGAAUAUUUUUGCAGUUUGACCUUACGCUUCGAAUCUCUGUAACGCAUCAGUUUUACAAUGUUGAUAACAUUGAUCAGUCGUCUGUAAGAGAAUAUUUAACCAAAGUUAAUAUUUGAGAUGAGAUAUUUUUUGGGUUUGGUGUUUGGAUGCGGUUUGGUGUCGGCUGCACAGGACACUGGGUACCCGGCAGGAUUGUUUGCCGACUGCCCCGGUAUGAACCGCAGCAUAAAACUAUCAGAAGAAACGAAGCUCUCGCUGUCAGUGGUCGUUUUUUGGCCUAAAUCUCACAUAUUUGAAAUUAACGAAAAGAAAUGCAACUUCGGUCCAGACGGAGCCGCAUGUAUUGCGAGUGUUUUGCAUUUCAAGAGGAGAAAAACACAGGUGCUGAUCAGCGGUUACUUGGACGCGUCGUUCUCCCCUAUGGCGCGGAUGGUACUGGACCCUUAUCUCAAACUGGACCGCAACGUGAUUGUCAUGGAGAUAUUUCCCAUAUUAUAUCGCAGCUAUCCCAUCGCAGCUCGUUUAACCAAGCCACUAGGCUACCUGUUAGGCGAGCUCCUAGCGCAGUUGACACACCGCGGCCUCUCGCACAAAGACAUGGAAUUACUUGGAGGAAGUCUGGGCGCCCACAUCGCCUACCACGCAGCGGUUAAAUACCACCAACUAACCUAUAGGAAACCGAUGAGACUUACUGGGUUAGACCCGGCAGGUCCGUGUUUUCGUAAUUUGCCACCAGAGGACAGGUUCAGUCCGAGUGCGGCGCACACAGUAGACGCGCUGCACACUAAUAUGGACGGCUUUGGUCUGGCUGAUACUGUGGGACAUAUUGACAUAUAUGCUAAUGGUGGUGAAUACCAGCAAUCAAUGGUGAACGGUUUCCUAUUACCUUGCCUCACGCUGUGCAGUCACAUGCGAGCUGCCAUGUACUGGGUCUCGGCACUCCACAACCCGGGAAAAUUCCUCGCAAUUCGCUGCCAAUCUGUCACUAAAGCUAGACAUGGCGACUGCUAUGACGAACAAAUUGUUACCAAUGUUUUAGGAUCGAAGACUGAUUUCAAUCGACCCGGUAUAUAUUACUUACCGACCAAUGAAACUGACCCUUACUAUAUUUACAAAGAAGCUUUAGUAAAAAGACCGUAUGGUCCAAAUGCUUACCUUCAGAAAGUUUCUCCUGAUGUUGACAUGGUUAUAUAGACUAGAUUUCGCCCGCGAGUCCGUCCGCGUGAAAUUAAGAAAUAACAUAAAACGUAGUCUAUGUUACUGACAACG
This is a messenger RNA of Papilio polytes (common Mormon), 1809 nucleotides long. RefSeq names its product lipase member H-like. The record is from RefSeq and is a predicted model, not a curated record. NCBI's taxonomy places the organism in Eukaryota, Metazoa, Arthropoda, Insecta, Lepidoptera, Papilionidae. The coding region runs from base 658 to 1734 and encodes 358 amino acids. Gene Ontology annotation, molecular function: lipase activity. The transcript has 6 exons.